Messenger RNA from Sesamum indicum (sesame), 1407 nucleotides. Its product is annotated as putative NADH kinase. NCBI's taxonomy places the organism in Eukaryota, Viridiplantae, Streptophyta, Magnoliopsida, Lamiales, Pedaliaceae. Gene Ontology annotation, biological process: NAD+ metabolic process; NADP+ biosynthetic process. Gene Ontology annotation, molecular function: NAD+ kinase activity. The record is from RefSeq and is a predicted model, not a curated record.
GGAGAUGGAAUUAAGUAGGCGGCAAAGUGGAUACUUCCGAAGCCCAAAAACAGGUCGGGUAUUAUCCACUUUCAGGCCGCCGGAUGAUCCGCCAUCCAUUCUCGUCCCGCCAUAUCUGGCUGCUGUGAGGGAACUAGUAAGGGGAAAAUGGUGAGGAAGAGGUUGCUGAUGCUGUUGAAGCCAUUUGAUGUGUAUCCUUCUCAUGAGCCGUCUCUCUCCAUCUCUUCUUCUUCCUCCUCCACCAACCGCCAUAAGGUAUUAAGAUAUUUAUAUGACAGGACAUUGGCUCACAAAAAUGCCAUUAACUUCUGCCAGAAUAUUUUGAAGAAAAAAGUUGUUGACUGGAAAACUGUUUUUCGUUUUGAUCUAUCUGAGCCAAUCCGUGAUGUAGAUCUGGUCGUUACAGUUGGAGGUGAUGGCACUCUGUUACAAGCAAGCCAUUUGAUGGAUGAUUCAAUUCCAGUGCUAGGAGUGAAUUCUGAUCCCACUCGGCCAGAAGAGGUGGCAGAAUUAAGUGAGGAAUUUGAUGCAACUAGGAGCACUGGCUAUCUCUGUGCCGCCACUGCCAAUAAUUUUGAACAGAUGAUAGAUGGCAUCCUUGAAAAUCGCUCUGAACCAUCUGAGUUAGCAAGGAUGGCUGUUAGUGUCAACUCGAAGCUGAUCUCAACUGCUGCACUAAAUGAUGUUCUAUUGGCACAUCCAUGUCCUGCAACGGUUUCUCGGUUCUCAUUCAGGAUCAAGAAAAUUGGGGAGCCUCUAUCUUCUUUACUUCACUGUCGAUCAAGUGGCCUCAGAGUCUCAACGGCUGCUGGAUCAACAGCUGCAAUGCUUUCAGCCGGUGGAUCUGCAAUGCCCAUCUUGUCCAAGGAGCUCCAAUACAUGGUAAGGGAGCCCAUUUCUCCAGGGGCUACGUCACACUUAAUGCAUGGGACCGUGAAGUCGUAUGAGACAAUGGAUAUCGGAUGGUUUUGUAGAGAGGGGCUCCUAUAUAUUGAUGGUUCUCAUGUAGUUCAUUCUGUUCAGCUUGGAGAUACAAUAGAACUAUCUUCAGGGGCUCCACCAUUGAAAGUGUACUUGUCGCCCCACUUGUUGUCACAUUAUGAAUGACUGAAAGGGCGCCUGCUUCGUGGUCCUGGGUGUUUGCCCUAGAACCUUUCUCAGUGGCAAAGAGCAACCAGCAACUGAUUUGAGGGCAACAAAUAUAUGAUAUAGCUGUCUCGUAUUUUCACUUGGAAAUGCAGUAUUCUCUUUGCAAUUUACAAUGAAACAACAAGAAAUUCAUUGAAUCUUCUUUCUACUAUUGCUGGCCAAUUUUACCAUGUACAAGGUUAAUAGUAAAUCUACUGAUUCACACAAUGUUAUGAUUUUUUAGCCCUGAAAUCAAGUGUGCCAUUGAUGUUCCGCAUA